UCUGCAAUCCCGUCAAGAUCGACAAUUCGAUGAUUUCUUCUUCCGGAAUGUUAACAAUAUGAAACUUAGAGGCACAUACACUCUAUGCUCCUAGCAUUUCGCUCUGGAUUUCUUCCGAGUCCAAUGCAUGGGCGAUAUACGGUGCCUCUCCAUCUGUGGAAAGCCUUCGUGCUAUUUGUCAUGUAUGGAGUCCGCCUUUUCGCUAUACCCCAUCACUUGAAAAGAACUGCAUGCUUGCGCAUCAUGAGCACGCGGUACAGACCAACGGCUGGCGGUACAGACCAACGAGACCCAUGUCGAAGAGGAGAUUGGCGGCGCGGGCCAGUUCUUUCUUCGUCGAGUCUAUCAAGCCCACUAUUCAUGACGUAUCCAAGGGGCCAAUUAAUAUGCUCUAGGAGUGGAUGUCUAGUUAUUUAGAGAUUGGACAAUCAGUGAACAGAAGAUAUGAGAGUAUUUUCGCAGACAUCUUAACUGCGGC
This is a messenger RNA of Mytilinidion resinicola, 478 nucleotides long. RefSeq lists its product as uncharacterized. The transcript has a single exon. The record is from RefSeq and is a predicted model, not a curated record. The coding region runs from base 85 to 417 and encodes 110 amino acids. NCBI's taxonomy places the organism in Eukaryota, Fungi, Ascomycota, Dothideomycetes, Mytilinidiales, Mytilinidiaceae.